AGAUGCGCAUGGUGAUGGGUGGAGCUUAUGCAUCAGGCUCUUUCUCCGUCUCUCCUUCUCUCUCACGCUGCGUCCUCAUUCUUCCUCUCACGUCCGCCUGCUUCCCUCUUUCUUUUCCUUCCUCCUCCUCCUCUCCUCUCUCAGAGGACUCUGUCCUUCUUAUGGACUAUCCACUUCCUCCCGACUUAGUCUGAGCAACAGCGGGGGUCUUUCCGGGCACCUGAGCUCCCUCGCUCUGUUUUCAUCCACCUCUCUCUGGGGAGGUGAGGAGGACUGAGGGUGGGGGGUGUGUCGCACCUCCUGGGGCCCGGGAAGCGAGGAGGAUCCCGUGGAGCUCCCUUCGUCCUGCUGGUACUGCGUCUGGAGACAGCCCUGCCUCUCAUCAUGAGCUUGGCAGCCAGGGUCUCCUGCUCUAUGCUCAACUGCUUUGGCGAAGAGGGACCCCCCAGUCUGGAGUACAUCCAAGCCAAGGACCUGUUCCCCCCGAAGGAGCUGGUCAGGGAGGACGACGACCUCCAGGUGCCGUUCCCAGCUCUUCCUGGGGAAGGGGUGGAGUAUCUGGGCCGAGCCGAUGACGCCAUCAUCGCCAUCUCCAACUACAGGCUCCACAUCAAGUUCAAGGACUCCAUCAUCAAUACCUAUCCAGGUGUGGACAAUCACAUUUCUGUGCCUCUGAUGCUGAUAGAGAGUGUGGAGAGCAGAGACAUGUUCCAACUGCACAUCAUCUGCAAGGACUCCAAAGUCGUCAGAUGCCGCUUCUCCACGUUCAAGCAGUGCCAGGAGUGGCUGAAGCGUCUGACCCGGGCCAUAGCCCGCCCUGGCAGGCUGGAGGAUCUGUUUGCCCUGGCCUAUCACGCCUGGUGCCUGGGGGGCAGCACUGACGAUGAGGACCAGCACCUACACCUCUGCAGACCAGGUGAUCAUGUCCGUCAGAGGCUGCAGAUGGAGGUGAAGAGGAUGGGCUUCGACAUGCAGAACGCCUGGAGAGUGUCCGACAUCAACCUCAACUACAAGCUGUGCUCCAGCUACCCCCAGAAGCUGCUGGUGCCAGUGUGGAUUACAGACAAGGAGUUGGAGAGUGUGGGCUCCUUCAGAUCCUCCAAGAGAAUCCCUGUGGUGGUCUAUAGGCACCAGAGGAACGGGGCAGUGAUCGCCCGCUGCAGCCAGCCAGAGAUCAGCUGGUGGGGCUGGAGGAACACAGAGGAUGAGUACCUGGUAACAUCCAUCUCUAAGGCCUGUCUGAUGGACCCCGGGGCCAGAUUCACCUGUGGGGCCCCAGCCUGCAGCCAGCCCCGAGGGGAGGGCCCAGACAGCUCUGACAGCGACUUUGACUCCUCUCUGACAGGAUGCCCAGGCCCUGAUGCCAACACUGCGCCACAAAAGCUUCUCAUCCUCGAUGCCCGCUCCUAUACCGCUGCAGUGGCCAACCGCGCCAAGGGAGGUGGCUGUGAGUGUGAAGAUUACUACCCUAACUGUGAGGUGAUGUUCAUGGGCAUGGCCAACAUCCACUCCAUUAGGAACAGCUUCCAGUCCCUCCGAGCCGUCUGCAGCCAGAUCCCCGACCCUGGGAACUGGCUGUCUGCUCUGGAGAGCACCCGUUGGCUGCAGCACCUGUCCGUCAUGCUGAAGGCAGCCACUCUGGUGUGCUCUGCGGUGGAAAGGGAGGGACGUCCAGUUCUGGUGCAUUGUUCAGACGGGUGGGACCGCACCCCCCAGAUUGUGGCGCUCGCCAAGAUCCUGCUGGACCCAUUCUAUAGGACACUAGAGGGUUUCCAGGUGCUGGUGGAGACGGAGUGGUUGGACUACGGUCAUAAGUUUGGCGACCGCUGCGGUCACCAGGAGAAUGCCGAUGACGUGAGUGAGCAGUGCCCCGUCUUCCUCCAGUGGCUGGACUGUGUUCAUCAGUUGCUCAAACAGUUCCCCUGCCUCUUCGAGUUCAACGAAGCCUUCCUGGUCAAGCUGGUUCAGCACACAUACUCCUGCCUUUACGGGACGUUCCUGUGUAACAACGGGCGGGAGAGAGAGUCCCGCAACAUCUACAAACGCACCUGCUCCGUCUGGUCUCUGCUCCGCACCGGCAACAAGAACUUCCAGAACUUCCUCUUUAUCCCCAGUCAUGAUAUGGUGCUGCAGCCGGUGUGCCACACCCGGGCCCUGCAGCUGUGGACGGCCGUCUACCUGCCCACCUCCUCACCCUGCACCUCUGCCGAGGACGCCAUGGACCUCUACCUGUCCCCCGGCCUACAGGGAGACGAGCUCACCUCACGGUCCCUGGACAGGCUUCCUAAGACUCGCUCCAUGGACAACCUGGUGUCUGCCUGUGAGAACGGGGUGGCCCUCACCCGCACCUCCAGCGACCCCAACCUCAAUAAGCAUUGUCAGGAGGGCCGCACGGGCCUUGGCCUGGAGCCUAUGGCUGCUAUAGGAGGAGGGGCCGCACCCGACAGCCCAGAGGACGUCAGCCCUGACACGGGAUUGGAAAGCGAUGACUCUGAGGUGGAGCCCGUCACUCAAAUCCCUCCUACCACACCCCUGGAGAUGGAGCCGAGGGAAGAGGGCUUUGAGGAGGAGGAGGAGUUGAGAGAGGAGAUCUGUCUCACCACCCAGCCCCUGCCCUCCCUGCCCCUCUCCCCCAUCGCUCUGGAGCAGGGCCUCGCCCACCUCCCCUCUCUCCCCCCGCCCACACCAAUCCUCCAUCAGACCCUCUCCCAGACCACCAGCCCCCCAGUUCCUCCCCCUCGACUGCCACACCAGAUGGCUGACAGUCACUCCAGGACUGCCUUGGUCACUACCCGUCCUGCCUGCAUACCAUCACCACCUGCCUGGAAGGGCCCACUACCGGCAGCCGUUCUGAACAGGCCUAUCACCAAUGGCCUCCAGAUCGGACGCUCCACUUCCUCAGAGCUGCUGGCCCCUGAGCAGCUAGUUCCCAUACUUCCUACGGCCAUGGAGGACUCCACCGAGACGCUCACAGACGAAACAGAGGCCCCACCAACGCUACCCCCUAGCAGGAGAGAAAGUCUAGGCCAGGCCCAGGCCCCAGAGUGGGCCUUACCCCAGGCCCAGGGAGAGGAGGGAGAGGGGAAGAGGACAGAGGGUGUGAGUGGCAGAGACCUGGUGCCUCUGAGAGGACGUGUGAUAGCAGUACCAACGUCAAAGGUAGCAGCGUCCUUCGCCUCCACAGUGCCCCCUGUUGACAACAGCCAGGCGGUGGAGGUGCGACGCCGGGUCUCUCAGAGCCAACUGCGUGUCAGUGAGGAGCUGUCUCUGCUGGGCUCUCGCUGGGAGAGUGUCCAGGGCCUGGUCCAGUCUGCCUGCAGCACUGCAGCCAGCCACUCUGGACUCUCAGCCAACCUCUCGUCAGGCUUCUGUCGAGCCCUUCAGCCCACUGCCUACCAGAGUCGACGCCUGGCUGGCAAGCUGCUGCGCGCCCAGGGCAUGGCCGUGCCUAACGGAGGUUCGCAGUACGGCCGAAGGGAGAGGGAGGACAGGGUGCGCUCCUCGGCUCCAGCCCCAGCCAGCUCCAGCCCUGUCAAGUCCGGGUCAGGCUGGCUCUCUGCAGUCAGAAGCAGCCCGGGCUACGCUGCCAUCAUGUGCCCAACCACCACCAGCGCUCCACCCACCUUUUCAAUCCGCCAGCUCCUCCCAGCCUCUCCCUGCUCCUCGGCCUCCCCCCCGCCCUCCCAGCCCCCCCCGGCCUACCUGGAUGAUGACGGGCUGCCGGUGCCCGUGGACGCGGUGCAGCAGCGCCUCAGGCAGAUGGAGGCGGGGUAUAAACAGGAAGUGGAGGUGCUGAGAUGCCAGGUGCGCCAGCUGCAGAUGAGGCUGGAGAGGAAACAGUACGGCACGCCGCCCUCCGAGCCUGACGUCGACUACGAGGACGACAUUACGUGUCUGCGUGAGUCAGACGACAGUGAUAAGGAGGACAGUCUAUCGGACCACAGCGAGGACCGUUUCUCCGAGGGCAGCUGGGACAGAGUGGAGCAGAAGGAGACAGAGGUCACAAGAUGGGUCCCCGAUCACAUGGCCUCCCAUUGUUUCAACUGCGACUGUGAGUUCUGGAUGGCCAAGAGACGUCAUCACUGCAGGAACUGUGGCAAUGUGUUCUGUAAAGACUGCUGCCACCUGAAGCUGCCCAUCCCAGACCAGCAGCUGUAUGACCCUGUCUUGGUGUGUAACGUCUGCUAUGACCUGCUGCUGGAGGCCAGGAACAGAGAGAUCCGCAGCCAGCAGCUCAAGAAGCCCAUCGCCACAGCCUCCAGCUGAGAGACAGGAGAGAGAGAGAGAGCCCUUUUUUACUGAAUGGCCCAGUCCUGGCUCAGUCUGGCCUGGCUUGGCUCGGUUCAGUUUGGCCCAGUUAGGAACUGGAUCAGCACCAUCUUGGAUCAGCUUUGGACAGAUAUGAGCCAAGUGCCCCAUUCACACUACCCUAACAUGGUCUGGUCUUGGCU
Coregonus clupeaformis (lake whitefish) is the source of this 4451-nucleotide messenger RNA. RefSeq names its product myotubularin related protein 4 (gene mtmr4). Lineage: Eukaryota; Metazoa; Chordata; Actinopteri; Salmoniformes; Salmonidae. Gene Ontology annotation, biological process: regulation of autophagy; dephosphorylation. The record is from RefSeq and is a predicted model, not a curated record. Gene Ontology annotation, molecular function: metal ion binding; protein phosphatase binding; phosphatidylinositol-3,5-bisphosphate 3-phosphatase activity. The coding region runs from base 385 to 4266 and encodes 1293 amino acids. The transcript has 19 exons.